AUGAAAUGGGAAGAAGGUGCAAAACAAGGCAUUGUCGUAGCUGAUGGCCAAGGAGCAGGAAAUAGUCUUCUACAAUUGGAUCGUCCUAAUGGAGUCGUUGUCGAUCAAUUGGGCACUGUCUAUGUGGCUGAUUUUGGAAAUCAUCGGAUCAUGCGUUGGCCAAAAGGAGCCACCCAAGGAAGUAUCAUUAUUGGUGGAAAUGGUGAAGGAGCACAGUCCAAUCAAUUCAAUGGUUCCAUAAGUUUAUCAUUCGAUGGACAUGGCAAUCUCUAUGUCGUCGAUUACUACAAUAAUCGAGUACAAAAAUUUAAUAUCAAAUGA
This is a messenger RNA of Rotaria sordida, 321 nucleotides long. The record is from the annotation of a GenBank genome assembly. NCBI's taxonomy places the organism in Eukaryota, Metazoa, Rotifera, Eurotatoria, Philodinida, Philodinidae.